Miscanthus lutarioriparius is the source of this 1122-nucleotide messenger RNA. NCBI's taxonomy places the organism in Eukaryota, Viridiplantae, Streptophyta, Magnoliopsida, Poales, Poaceae. The record is from the annotation of a GenBank genome assembly.
AUGGCGGCGGUUCCCGCUCUGUUGGACGAGCUCAUCGAGGAGUUCCUCCUCCGCCUCCCGCCGGCCGAGCCCGAGAUCCUCGUCCACGCCGCCCUCGUCUGCAAGCCCUGGUACCGCAUCAUCUCCGAUCCCCGCUUCCGCCGCCGAUUCCGGGAAUUCCACCGUGCGGCACCGAUGCUCGGAUUCUUCUGCAACCUCAUGGAUGCCCAAUUCAUCCCCACCUCCUCUUUCCGCCCGCCCCACGCCGGCAAUUUCCGCGCUUUGGACGCCCGCCACGGCCGCGUCCUCCUCGACCCGUGGGACGACAUGGACGAACGCUUCGUCGUCGUCUGGGACCCAACCACGGAUGAAAGGUGGGAGGUGCCAGUACCACCCCCGGACGUCUGGGACCUACUAGAAGAAUCGUACGCGACUGUGCUCUGCGCAGCCGCAGCAAGCCCCACCUGCAACCACCACGACUGCCACAGCAAACCCUUCACCCUUGUCUUCGCGGGCCCUGGCACUGAGCCCGAGCACGAGCAUACGUCCUUCUUGCACGUCUACUCAUCAGAGGGCGCCUCCUGGAGCGAGCCGAUUCCGGUCCCAAGGUGCUGUGUCGAUGAGGUGCUCACUGCACUUGUUGGAAGCACACUCUACUUCUCGAUUGACUGCGGCAGUCGAACUCUCAGUUAUAAUCUGGCUACACGGCAAACUUCUGUGAUUCACCUGCCUCCUAUGCCUGAUGAGUGUGCUACUGCGCUCAUGGGGAUGGAGAAUGGUGGGCUUGGAGUCGCAAAAUUGGACAAGGCUGCCAAACUCUCGGUCUGGUCAAUGGAGGUGAAUCCCAACGGAGACAUAGGGUGGACACAAAUCAAAGUCGUUGAGCUUGACAAGUUGCUUCCUGUCAACGCUUGCUCCAUAUCUUCUGAAUUUCUCUGCUAUGCGCAAGGUGUUGGAGUAUUUUUCGUUGGGACCUAUGAUGGGUUAUUUAGUUUUGAUUUAAUGUCUGGCAAGGUGAGGAAGGUGUUUGAGGAGCCAUGUGAUCAAAUUGGCGUCCUCGGUGCUUUUCCUUGUGUUGUUCCCUAUGUGAGUUUCUACACUCCAGAUCAGUGGGCAGACCCAUUGCCCGAGGCUCCCACAUGA